Molecule: messenger RNA, 1578 nt
Organism: Postia placenta MAD-698-R-SB12
Lineage: Eukaryota; Fungi; Basidiomycota; Agaricomycetes; Polyporales; Adustoporiaceae
Exons: 2
Coding region: 1-1578 (525 amino acids)
Biological process (GO): ergosterol biosynthetic process
Cellular component (GO): endoplasmic reticulum
Molecular function (GO): 3-beta-hydroxy-Delta5-steroid dehydrogenase (NAD+) activity; 3-beta-hydroxysteroid dehydrogenase [NAD(P)+]/C4-decarboxylase activity
Source: RefSeq, a predicted model, not a curated record
AUGACUUCUUUGAUAUGGGUAGUACUCGGUUCACUAUUGGUAGUCGUUCUCUACAUUCGAAACAAUGAUUCCAAGCUGUCGCGCCUGCCACCAGAGGCAACCACGUUCUCUCCAAACCGAUGGAAAUCCGACGCAGUAGAUCAGACGGCAAAGGAAUUGGCGAAUUCGCAAGCGUCUCUGCUUGCCGGAAAUUUACCCCCCAAAACUGGCCGCAGGUACAUAGUGACAGGCGGGGCUGGUUUCCUGGGCGGAUGGAUUGUGUUGCACCUUCUCGCCCGCGGCGAGGACCCGCGGCGCAUCAGGGUGGUCGACAUCCGCUUACCCAUCCGCAACGAUCUCACUCAAGGUGCUGCCAAGGAUGUGGACUUCAUCCAGGUCGAUGUGACCGACGCGCAGGCGGUAGAUGCUGCCUUCCGCAAGUCAUGGCCUGUGCCCUCCGAUGUGUCAGGCGAGCCUGAGCCCGAAGUCACCGUGUUUCACACUGCAGCAACGAUACGUUUCUUCGAGCGCCAUCAGGCUUUAUUGCAAUACUCAGAGCAGGUCAACGUAAAAGGUACACAGAACAUCCUGGACGCGGCACGUCGCAUCGGCGUGACCACCUUCAUAUACACAUCCUCUGGCUCUAUCUCUGUGAGGAGGACCCGAUUCUGGUUGUGGCCCUGGGAGAAGGAGCCGGUGCACUUCGUGCAGCCCAUCAACGACGACGACACCCUGGUACCCAAACGGCAUGACGACUAUUUCUCCAAUUACGCCGUUUCGAAGCGUACCGCCGAGCUGGCCGUGCGCGCAGCGGACAAGACGCCCUCCGGCAAGGGGUUCAUCCGCACAGGAUGCAUACGCCCCGGUAACGGCAUCUAUGGUCCCGGCGGCGACCUGCUCGUUGGGCAGUAUCUUGCCAAGAAGACGAAUCCGACGUGGAUCCCGAACAUCCUUCAGUCGUUCAUCUACGUCGAGAACUGCUCGCUUGCGCACCUCUGCUACGAGCAGCGUCUCCUCGAGCUGCAGGCCGGCGGGCAUAAUCCAGAUAUCGGCGGGCAGGCGUUCUGCGUCGCGGACGCGAGCCCCGCGCCCACCUAUGGCGAGGUGUACGACGCGCUCACGCAACUGACCAGCGGGACCACCGUCUUCCCGCGCCUCUCGUGCACGACGAUGCUCGGGCUCGCGCACCUCAUCGAAGCGUACUACCUCUUGCGGCACUUCCUCUUGCAGUCGCCCCUCGCCCUGCUCGGACGGCUCCUGCCUGGGCUGAACGGCGACAUUGUGUUCCUGCAGCCAUCCAUGUUCGCGCUGACAGUUGUGCACUUGAUCUUUGACGACUCUCGGGCGCGCGCACCGCCCGAGAAGGGCGGGCUCGGAUACAACGGGAGCGUCACGACGCUCGAGGGCGUGUGCAAAGUUUUUGUGGAGCACCAGAAAGGCGACGGAAAGGGCUGGCAGCGGGUCAUUGCAGGCCACAAAGAAGUCGGGCAAGGCUUUGGGCUCGCAAAGGCUGAGGCCGCUGUCGAGGAUAUUAUUGAGAAGGUGGGCAAUGGUGUCGGCGUCUCCGCGGAGAAGACCCUCAGCGCGGCGUCCAAGUGA